This is a messenger RNA of Aaosphaeria arxii CBS 175.79, 2907 nucleotides long. RefSeq names its product AP-1 complex subunit gamma-1. Gene Ontology annotation, cellular component: membrane coat; AP-1 adaptor complex; Golgi apparatus. Gene Ontology annotation, molecular function: clathrin-cargo adaptor activity. The coding region runs from base 144 to 2672 and encodes 842 amino acids. Lineage: Eukaryota; Fungi; Ascomycota; Dothideomycetes; Pleosporales. The record is from RefSeq and is a predicted model, not a curated record. Gene Ontology annotation, biological process: Golgi to vacuole transport; receptor-mediated endocytosis; intracellular protein transport. The transcript has 7 exons.
GUAGCAAAUCACGAAAAGGAUCAUAUUCGAGAACUCUUGACGGCCAAUAUCCCAAAUUCGAAGCCAGGGAAACCCUUUCGCCUGCAACCCCGAUUCCCAGUGACGACCGCACCGAGCCUUGGUGGGGUCCUCGAGACCGCUAGAUGGCUUCCUUGAAGCAGUUUAUUCGGAAUGUGCGAGCGGCGAAAACUAUAGCAGAUGAACGGGCGGUAGUCCAGAAGGAGAGUGCUGCAAUCCGAGCGAGCUUUAGGGAGGAGAGCCACGACUCCAAUGUGAGGAGGAACAACGUUGCGAAGCUUUUAUAUCUUUUUACUUUGGGAGAAAGAACGCAUUUUGGACAGAUAGAAUGUCUGAAAUUGCUGGCCUCCCCCCGCUUUGCGGACAAACGAUUGGGCUACCUGGGAACAAUGCUUCUGCUUGACGAGAACCAGGAAGUCUUGACAUUGGUUACCAAUUCCUUGAAGAAUGACCUCAACCACCCCAACCAGUAUAUCGUUGGCCUUGCCCUCUGCACCCUUGGCAAUAUCGCAUCGGUCGAAAUGUCUCGAGACCUGUUCCCCGAAGUAGAGAACAUCAUAUCAAGCUCAAACCCAUACAUUCGACGGAAGGCAGCGCUAUGCGCCAUGAGGAUAUGCCGGAAAGUGCCCGAUCUGCAAGAGCACUUCUUGGAGAAGUCCAAACAGCUGCUUCAAGAUCGGAAUCAUGGAGUAUUGCUCUGUGGCCUGACUCUUGUGACGGAUCUUUGCGAAGCAGAUGAAGCAGAAGACGACGAGAAUGGCAUCAAAGAAAUGUUCAAACCAACCGUACCAAGCCUGGUAAAGAUAUUGAAAGGGCUCUCAACAUCUGGUUAUGCUCCUGAGCACGACGUUACAGGCAUCACCGAUCCAUUUUUACAGGUCAAGAUUCUGCAACUCCUCAGGGUGCUCGCACGUGGGGAUGUCUCCGUCAGUGAACAAAUCAAUGAUAUUCUAGCACAGGUUGCUACCAACACGGAGUCGUCGAAAAAUGUCGGAAAUUCAAUUCUCUACGAGGCCGUUCUUACAAUCCUAGACAUUGAAGCGGACUCUGGUCUCCGUGUGCUCGGCGUUAACAUCCUCGGCAAAUUCCUUUCGAACCGCGACAAUAACAUUCGAUACGUUGCACUGAACACGCUUAUCAAAGUUGUCGCCAUUGAGCCGAACGCUGUCCAGCGCCAUCGCAACACAAUUCUUGAUUGUCUGCGCGACCCUGAUAUCAGUAUUCGCAGGAGAGCGCUGGAUCUGAGCUUUACCUUGAUCAACGAGAGCAAUGUGAGGGUCUUGAUCCGAGAGCUGCUAGCUUUCCUUGAGGUCGCAGAUAACGAAUUUAAGCCUGUAAUGACCUCUCAGAUCGGCAUCGCAGCGGAUAGAUUCGCCCCGAACAAGAGAUGGCAUGUUGACACCAUGCUUCGCGUAUUAAAACUGGCAGGCAAUUACGUGAAGGAACAGAUCCUCUCUUCCUUCGUCCGUCUUAUUGCAACAACCCCUGACUUACAAACGUACUCGGUCCAGAAGCUUUAUGCCGCUUUGAAAGAUGAUAUCUCGCAGGAAGGUCUAACGCUUGCGGGCUCCUGGGUGAUCGGCGAGUAUGGAGAUGCUCUACUUCGUGGAGGACAGUAUGAGGAGGAAGAGUUGGUGAAAGAAGUCAAGGAAAGCGACAUCGUCGACCUUUUUGAGACCAUUCUGAGCAGCAGCUACGCUGGUCAAAUCGUCACCCAGUACAUCGUCACCGCUGCGAUCAAACUCACCACCCGACUAAGCGACGCUGCGCAAGUGGAAAGACUACGGCGAUUCCUCCAACGAUAUGGCACGAAUCUCGAUGUGGAAAUCCAGCAGCGUGCUGUUGAAUACGGCAACCUUUUCGCUUACGACCAGAUCAGGAAGGGUGUCCUUGAAAAGAUGCCCGCCCCUGAGAUUCGUGAAGAGCAAAGAGUGCUAGGAGAAGCGACCAAAAAGAAGCAGACGAAGGUUACGAAGAAGAAACCCGCACAAUCUGCCACGGAGGAUCUGCUGCUUGAUCUCAUGGGUGAUCCGGGUACAGACGGGGGAGCUACAACUAAUGGCACUCAGGCUCAAAGUGCCGAUCUACUAGCAGACAUCCUCGGUGGAGGAGGGCCAUCAACUUCAUCGCCUCCGCAAACAACUUCCCCACCUCCCAACAACGUCAGCUCCAUCAUGGAUCUUUUCAACAGCGGCCCUUCGGGUUCUCCAGCACCUGUCCCAUCUCAGCAGCCCUCGGCACCAGCGUCCAUGGAUCUCCUCGGUGGCUUGUCUUCACAACCCACUCCAUCCCCUGCGCCCGCCUCAUCCGGGCCACCAGCACACGGUGUUUACAACAAGAAUGGCCUGACGAUUACUUUUCAACUCAAGCGCGAUGCAAAUGCUAUUCAAGUGCUUGCACGGUUCCGUAAUACUGGUGAUUUCUCGCAUCUUAGUGCUGUCAACCUUCAAGCCGCUGUCCCCAAAACGCAAAAGUUGCAAUUGCAGCCUAUUAGCCAGGGUGAACUAGAUGGAGGACAGGAGGCCACUCAACAGAUGAGGAUUACAGCUGUAAAUGGGCCUCCUCCUGCUCGAUUACGAUUAAGGCUCCGACUUGGAUACGCCAAUGGUGGCAAUCCGGUCCAAGAACAACUCGACUGGUCGGAGCCCGCGUGAUUACCAUUAUAUUUCGGACUUAAGAAAGGGGAUUAGCUAGUCUUUGGCAAUGCUUGGGGUCACUUGGUUUCAUAGGCUCAUGAGCGUGCGCGUGAUAGAACAUUGUGUAUACAGCGACGAAAGCGUGGGAACAUCCACGCAAAAACAGCACAUGUGACAAGUUUGCAUGGCGAAAUAUUCAUCAGAAAUUAACUUUCUAUACCGAGACUCGAUUACGUGGCCCAUGAUCUCUUUA